AAAUCCAAGAUCACUGCUUCCCGCAAACUGUUGCUCAAGAGCUUGAUGCUGGCCAAAGCCAAGGAGUGCUGGGAGCAAGAGCAUGAGGAGAAGGAAGCUGAGAAGGCCAGGUACCUGGCUGAAAGGAUUCCUACGCUCGAGACUCGAGGCCUGUCACUCAGUGCCCUGCAGGACCUGUGCAGGGAGCUACAUGCUAAGGUAGAGGUUGUGGAUGAGGAGAGGUAUGACAUUGAAGCCAAAUGCAACCAUAACACCCGGGAGAUCAAGGACUUGAAGCUGAAAGUGCUUGAUCUUCGAGGAAAGUUCAAACGCCCACCCCUGCGACGGGUCCGCGUGUCUGCAGAUGCCAUGCUCCGGGCACUGCUGGGCUCAAAGCACAAAGUGUCCAUGGACCUGAGGGCCAACCUCAAGUCUGUGAAGAAGGAGGACACAGAGAAGGAGCGGCCUGUGGAGGUGGGUGACUGGCGUAAGAAUGUGGAGGCCAUGUCUGGCAUGGAGGGCCGGAAGAAGAUGUUUGACGCAGCCAAGUCGCCAACCACCCAGUGAAAGGUUGCUUUCCCAAGCUCUGCAGGAUUUCCGUCUCACCCUCUGCUCCUCUCACCUUCCACACCCCACUCCAACUCUGUCCAAGUCCCUCGGCCCAUCUUCAGAGAUGUCACCUGAAUCUGUGACAGGGGACCUCCACAGCCUAGUCAUACACCUAUCACUCCCAACUCUUCAACACAUCAGGCCUGGCCUCAGCCCUGCUCCAGAACUGGGAACUGAAUUAACACCAAAGGGAGGAGAAAAAUGGAAAUAUCCCAGGAGCAAGGAAGUAAAAACCAUUGGUCCAGACCACACCCAGCUAAGUAGAUUUCCUUGGCUCAUUUUUAGGCACUGAGGCAUCCUGAGUCAUUUGUCCCUCACUCUCACCUGCCCUCAGGCCCCAGAGCACUCACCUUGCCUCAGAAGGGCUGAUAUGGAUGCUGUAACCCUUUCUACUGUCUUCUCCUUCCCUUCUUUUAUGUAUAUGACGUGUGGCCUG
This is a messenger RNA of Vombatus ursinus (common wombat), 1024 nucleotides long. It is a transcript of the gene TNNI1, whose product is annotated as troponin I1, slow skeletal type. Gene Ontology annotation, biological process: muscle contraction. The transcript has 6 exons. NCBI's taxonomy places the organism in Eukaryota, Metazoa, Chordata, Mammalia, Diprotodontia, Vombatidae. The record is from RefSeq and is a predicted model, not a curated record. The coding region runs from base 46 to 546 and encodes 166 amino acids. Gene Ontology annotation, cellular component: troponin complex.